Messenger RNA from Tarenaya hassleriana, 1756 nucleotides. Its product is annotated as putative glycosyltransferase 7. Bases 247 to 1596 code for a protein of 449 amino acids. The record is from RefSeq and is a predicted model, not a curated record. The transcript has a single exon. Gene Ontology annotation, molecular function: galactosyltransferase activity. Gene Ontology annotation, cellular component: membrane; endosome; trans-Golgi network. NCBI's taxonomy places the organism in Eukaryota, Viridiplantae, Streptophyta, Magnoliopsida, Brassicales, Cleomaceae.
UCUUUGUAUACCCUUUUUAACCAUGCAUUUAGUAGUCUAGUGUUCUAAAUGUAGAGAUAAAUUUGCCAUUAUAUGGUAAUAAUGCAUGUAUGGGAAAAACAGUCGAAUCGCAUACCCCAACUGUUUCUUCUUUUUUUUUUUUUUUCCUUUCCAUUUUUUUGAGGGGGAAUUGUAUAUCCCCUCUCUCACUAGAUAUUCAGAUUAGUGGUCCGACCCGACGAAUCUUCCCUUUUUUCCUUCACCUGGAUGGCCUCGCCUGAAACGCCGCAUUCCCGGUCAGCGCCCAUGGGAAAAUACGGCGGAGCCAGAACCAGAGCCACCGUCUGUUUCUCCGACGGCCUCGUCUUCCUGGGCGGAGCUCUCAUGGCCCUCCUCCUCGUCUGGUCCUUUUUCUCCUUCUCUCCUUCCCCCAACAUCGGCGUCAAAUCCGACGACGACACGCUAAAAUGCAGUGGAUGCUCUCGCGGCGUUGACCUCCGGUAUGACCCGCCCGACCCGGUUUUCUACGACGACCCGGAUCUCAGCUACUCCAUCGAGAGACCCGUCAAGGGCUGGGACGAGAAACGGAGGCAGUGGCUCGAGCUUCAUCCGUCGUUCAAACCCGGAGCGGCGAACCGGGUCGUGAUGGUGACGGGGUCGCAGUCGACACCCUGCAAGAAUCCGAUCGGAGAUCACCUCUUGCUCCGGUUCUUCAAGAACAAGGUCGAUUACUGUCGGAUCCACGGCUACGACAUCUUCUACAGCAAUUCACUGCUUCACCCGAAGAUGGGUUCGUACUGGGCGAAGCUUCCGGUGGUGAAGGCGGCGAUGCUGGCUCACCCGGAGGCCGAGUGGAUCUGGUGGGUCGACUCGGAUGCGCUCUUCACGGACAUGGACUUCACCAUCCCUUUCGACCGUUACCGUGACCACAACCUCGUCGUCCACGGUUGGACGGACCUCGUCUACAACCAACGGAGCUGGACGGCGUUAAACGCCGGCGUCUUCCUCAUGAGGAACUGUCAGUGGUCGAUGGAGCUGAUCGACACGUGGACGGGGAUGGGGCCCACGAGCCCGGAAUACGAGAAGUGGGGGGAGAUCCAACGGUCAAUAUUCAAGGAUAAGCUGUUCCCGGAGUCAGACGAUCAGACGGCUCUGAUUUACUUGCUGUACAAACACAGGGAGGUGUACUACGAUAAGAUAUACCUCGAAGGAGCGUAUUAUUUCGAAGGGUACUGGUUGGAGAUCGUGUCGGGUUUGGAUAACGUGACGGAGCGGUACCUGGAGAUGGAGCGACAGGACGCCACGUGUCGAAGGAGGCACGCGGAGAAGGUGAGCGAGCGAUACGGUGCGUUUAGGGAGGAGAGGUUCCUGAAGGGAGUGGCGGGAGGGAAAGGGAGCGUCAGGAGGCCCUUCAUCACGCACUUCACGGGGUGUCAGCCCUGCAGUGGGGACCACAACAGGAUGUACAACGGCGACACGUGUUGGAAUGGGAUGAUCAGAGCCCUUAAUUUCGCCGAUAAUCAGGUGAUGCGUAGCUAUGGAUUCGUACACUCGGAUCUACGCAAGACCUCCCCUCUCCAACCUGUGCCGUUCGAUUACCCCGACGAGCCUUGGUGAAUGGCGAUGCUGUUGUUAUUAUUGUUUGAUUCCCUUUUUAAUACCCUUAGAUAUGUAACCUAGUUUUGAGGUUCAUAAUGAUGGAUAUUAUUCCUAAAAGUUCAAUGUCAAAAUCUUUUUUUGAGUAAUUGGGUAAUCCUUGAUUUAUGAUUUUCUUUGA